CCCCAGUCCUGGGUAGAUGGCGCCGGCGGAACGGUGCCCUGUUUGCCGCCAGACCUUCUUCUGCGGCCGCGGACACGUCUACAGUCGCAAGCACCAGCGGCAACUGAAGGUGGCUUUGGAGCGGCUUCUGCCUCAGGUGGAGGCCGCCCGCAAGGCCGUCCGCACCGCUCAGGUGGAGCGUUACGUGCCCGAGCACGAGCGGUGCUGCUGGUGCCUGUGCUGCGGCUGUGAGGUGAGGAAACACCUGAGCCACGGAAACCUGACCGUGCUGCAUGGGGGUCUGCUGGAGCAUCUGGCCAGUCCAGAGCACAAGAAAGCAACCAACAGAUUCUGGUGGGAGAACAAGGCUGAGUUCCAGAUGAAAGAGAAGUUUUUGAUCUCCCCCCAGGAUUAUGCACGAUUCAAGAAGUCCAUGGUGAAAAGUCUGGAUUCCUAUGAGGAAAAAGAGGAUGAAGUGAUUAAAGAGAUGGCAGCUCAGAUCCGUGAGGUGGAGCACAGCCGGCAGGAGGUGGUUCGGUCUGUCUUAGAGGUUGGUUUCCCUCGGAGGAACCAGAGCACCUCAGACAGUGCCAGACCCAGAAGAGGGCUCUUCGGCACCUGGAAGCUGGAAAGGGACAAACAGGUAAGAUUGUUAGGAAACCUCUUAUUGGGAGUUCUGACAUCUCUUAGAACAUUCUGUAACUUUGGCUGGGAAAAGGGAACAAAUCUCAUCUUUGCUAUCCUCAUGGCUCAAGGACCUUGUCUGCCAGCCUGGCUCCUGUUUGUCUUUUUCAGCCAAGUAGCCUCCACCUCACAGCAGCCCUCAUAUGUGGACCUGCCACCAGCCCCAGAGCUUGACUGGAUGGAGACAGGACAACCUCUGACAUUCAUUGGCCAUCAGGAUACACUAGGAAUUGGUAACAUCCACUCAGGUGCCACACCUCCCUGGAUGGUCCAAGAUGAGGACUGUAGCUUUGGGAACCAACAAAUAGGACCCUCCUAUGAAGAGUUUCUCAAAGAAAGUAAGUUAACUAAUUCAGAAAUGGGGAUGGGUUCUUUAAGUCUUCCUACUCAAAUAAAACUGCUUAUUGUAGAGGAAAAACAGAAAUUGAAGAAACUCCCACCAGACAGAGUUGGGGCCAAUUUUGAUCAUAACUCCAGUACCAGUGCAGGCUGGCUGCCCUCUUUUGGCCGGGUCUGGAAUAAUGGACGCCGCUGGCAAUCCAGGUAUGGGCCCAGUGUCAGGACCCCAACCCACUCCCCCUUGGAGAUCUCACCCUUCGUCCUGCUAACCCUUCAUUUCCUUUCAGGCAUCAAUUCAAAACUGAAGCCGCAGCAAGAAACAAACAGCAGUCACAUAAAAAGAAAAGUUAAUGGUUUCCUAAUACAUUUUCAACCACCAUAAUGCUCAAAGCCAAAUCAACAAGCCGAUACCUACUAUUACCCUUUGUAACUGCCUUCCUUGGGAAAAAAGACAUGCCCA
Molecule: messenger RNA, 1462 nt
Organism: Mesoplodon densirostris (Blainville's beaked whale)
Lineage: Eukaryota; Metazoa; Chordata; Mammalia; Artiodactyla; Ziphiidae
Gene: CENATAC
Product: centrosomal AT-AC splicing factor
Exons: 8
Coding region: 17-1384 (455 amino acids)
Source: RefSeq, a predicted model, not a curated record